AUGCAUUUGAAGCAGAGUAUACUGAAAAUACUGCUCGAUAUUAAUAUCGUUAUCAGUAUUGUAUCAAAUACUUUACCGAUACCAAGUCAUCAUUUUAUAAUCUUGUUUCAUAAUGCCUUUAAAAAAAAAAUUAAAACUGUUUUUAAAUUUACGGUCAUACAGGCCCUAGCGAACAAUGGUGUCAGUUUGGCUGGGAAGGAUGUGCGUGGUUCCACUCCGCUUCACCUGGCGUCGGCUCACGGGAAUUCCUUCACUCUACAUACCAUUCUACGGACGGGAGUCAAUGUGAACGAGGUGGACAGGAAUGGCUGGACCCCGGUCCAUAGUGCGGCCUACCAUGGCCGACUCGGCUGUCUACAGAUGCUCAACAAGUGGGGUGGCCACCUCGAUGACGUCGACAACAACGGAAACACACCAGCUCACUUGGCUGCUAUGGAGGGUCAGCUGCCUUGUUUGAAGUACCUUGUGACAACCUCAGGCAGUCCCAAUCACACUCUCGGUGCCCGCAGCGAUCAUGGGGAAACUCCGAAAGAUCUCGCCCAGCAGUUUUACAAAGAGACAAUACUGGAGUACAUCAACAACAUUGAGUGGGAGAGAGAUCACCCAGAAGAAGCAGAAAAUCUUGCCUUCCCGGCUCACGUGGCUUCAUACAACGGUGACCUCGACCACCUGCGCAUGUUGGUGGAGAACGGGGUCGUGAAUAUCAACGAGAGAGACGACAAGGGUUCCACACCAGCACACAAAGCGGCCGGUCAAGGUCACAUUCACAUUCUGCAGUGGUUGGUUGAGAUGGGUGCCGACCUCGACAUCCUGAACCAGGCCGGGGAGUCGCCACGAGACAUCGCUCGCCGCUUUUCUCAACUCGCCUGCGUCAAGCUGCUCGGUGGUGAUCCAGAACAGGACACAGAGAUGGUUGAUGAUGAACUUGACGAGACUGACGAAGAUGAGGUCGAUUUCGAGAGGUCGGGUCAGGCUGGCAGGCGGAGUGGCUCACAGUCCAGGAAACAACAACAAAGUGCCAAGGGCCGGGCUAAGAAGAGGAUGAAUGAACUGGAGCGACUGUUGGAAAUCGCGAAACGAAAUUACACGCAGCUUGGAGGACGGCUAACGGAGGACCGGAAACGAAUCAAAGACACGAGAGACAAAGACCAUACAAUCCGUGAACUUGAGGCACAGCUGGAUUACGAGAAACUGCGGAGAGAGAAACUUGAGGCUCAGCUUGAUGAGUAUGGACGGGAAUUGGCGUAUCUCAACUCACAGCUGGAAAACAUUGCAGUCGCGAGUGAUGAAGACUACAACACGCGAUCGGGUCGCGCCAAGAGACGGACGGGCUCGUCUAAGAAGAAGAGCCAUGACGAUGGGGGGGUGUUCGUAAGACGUAACUACGCCCCAGGAAAGAAACCUCAAAGCGGACGUUUUAGAGUUGUCUGAAAUAUUCCCUGUCAACGAAAAAACAAAACAUUUUUACCUAGGACACCAUUAGGGCAGUGCAUAUAUUUUUUUUUUUUUUUUUUUACUUAGCAAUAGUUGCUAGGAAUUCAUCAAGAUGUUCUGUGCGUCCGAAGGCCCCUAUCCCACAAGAAAGUGACACUGAAAAUUCCUAAGUGCUAUGCUAAAAAUUUGCAGUACAUAUAUUUAAUGUAUGUCUGUUGUAAUGAAUUAAUUUAACAGUUGUAAACUGCAUCAUUUAAUAAUUCUGUGGGCUGAACAAAAUAUCGCAAAUAUGAUUUACUGGCACUAAUUUUCUCAUAAUGUUGUAAUCAUAUUUGUCCUGAAUAUAGGGCCUCGAUCCAUGGGUCCAAAAUAUGAGUACACAAGGGUCAAACUCGACCCGGACCCGAGUACCUGACACUUACAGUAGAUGAUAAUGAGACUAUAUAUACUAAACUAAGGAAUAAAAUAAACUAGAAUUAUGCAUCAGAAUUCCAGCACUGAAAAUGGAUGUGAAAUCAUACCAUUGUAUUGUAUUCCACACAUACAACUUUAGUUUUCUCUCCGUCUCAUAUCCCUAUAAUGUAACCGCAGGCAAGCAUAUGGCAAUAUUAAGGGCAGUGUUUUUUAAAAUUUUGAAAUUUUGAAAAUUUUGAAAAAUUUAUUUUAAAGUAAACGAGGGUGGUCUUUCUUGCAUGAGUACUCGAGUCCUGUGAACGGACUUGAGUCUUGCUAGCCUCGGCCCGUGCCCGAGUACUUGUGGAGACCCUAGUCCUAAAACCACUGUUUAUAUUCGACAAUUCUUGUGAUGGAUUAAAGCAAUGUGAUAAACCACUACUGGUACGUUAUCACUUGUUAUGUAACCUGCCUGACUCAAGAUAUUCAAUGGUAUAUUCACUAUGUUAACCGUAAAAAAUAUAUGACAUGCAUGUCAUUGAAUAUCUUGUCCAAGCAAAUAAUAAUGCCAUUGGAAAUAAAGUCUUGUCUUGUGGUAAAUGUAAAAUAAAUUUACUUAUUUGUUAAAGAAUUGCGAGUUUAAAAACUAUUUUUAAAUGUAACAUAAUUAAUAUAACAUCUUAUGAAAAAUAAUUGGUUAUGUUGUACUGCAAAAAGCAUUCUUGUUUUGUUUAGCUUGUUAGUAUCGAACAUUAGGAAUAAAGGUGAUUAAUAGACUGUUUUUGUGUUGCAGGAGGACAAAUUAAUACUUAUAUAUACAGUGCAACCUCUCAAGACCGGACACUGUAAACCGGAAUUACCUCAAAACCAGACGCUUUACAGAGUCCCUUUUUAAAAACCAGGACAGAACUCAUUAAACCGGAUCUCUUUUAAAACCGCAGAUUUGUCUUGGUCCCAAGGGUUUCUGGUUUAGAGUGGUUUCACUGUAGUUUAGUGAAAGGUUAAUGACCUAUAUUAUCGGCUUUAUCCUGUUCAGGCUGAGUAAGUAAUUCUGCUUGGUUUAGUUUCGCAUUCUUACCUCGUUAACCAGUUAUUCUCUAUAUAUUGGUAUAGUGAAACCUCUGAAAACUGGACCAUCAGUACGGUAGAUCGAAAUGUUAUGAAAAAAGUUUAUGAUUUACAUUCCCUUUAAAAUAUCAGUAUAGAAUAGAAGCUUGCUAAACCAGAUACCCUUUAAAAAGUGAAAAUGUUACUUGGUACCAUGGAUGUUUGGUUUAAAAGGGUUUGGUUGUAUAUUAUGUAUUCAGUAAGUUUUGCUGUCUAUUGACUGAACUUUGAUAUCUACAGGUUUUAAAUUUGUAUAUUAUAUGUACCGUACCUAUAUUUGACUAAAUUCUAAUUUAGUUAUUUCUUUGUAUUCUAUAAAUGUUUGUAUUUUUUUUUUGUAUAACUAUAAUCUGUGAUAUUUAGUGAAUCACUUCUUUAAAAAAAUUUAAAUUUUAAAAUGUAUUUAUUUAUUGUUAAAAGGUACACGUAGAUGAUUGUAUAUGAUAUUUAGUCAUAUUUGUUUUGUCCAUCAAAAUAAAAUGAGGACGCUCUUCGGGUCACCAAGAGGUUACCACAUUUCAAGAAAGGGCAGUUUGUUCAGGGGCAGGCUGCCCGGAUUUUUUAAAAUAAAGAUGCUCAGAGACUCCUUUGAGAACAAUUUA
Molecule: messenger RNA, 3536 nt
Organism: Gigantopelta aegis
Lineage: Eukaryota; Metazoa; Mollusca; Gastropoda; Neomphalida; Peltospiridae
Product: ankyrin repeat domain-containing protein 42-like
Exons: 10
Coding region: 1-1431 (476 amino acids)
Molecular function (GO): protein binding
Source: RefSeq, a predicted model, not a curated record